AUGGAGUUCCUUGAUGAAUAUGAUAGCAGACCCAGAUUCCAAUUCCAAUCAAAACCAUUAACCGAAUCCUCUAAUGCCUCCGAUUCUGGCACAAAUCAUCCUUCUAUUCAUAGGACUACCAUUUUCAUUUCCCUCUUUCUUUCCAUUUCCAUUUUCAGUCUUGCAUUACUUUACUUCAAUUUUGAACCCGUCAAAUCCAUCCUUCUGUGGAUUUCUGUUUCCCUUCUUCUGGGCCCCUUUGCCCCUUCGUCCCUCACUGCCGGCGAUAUCCGCGUUGGCCUUGGUCCUGCUCUUAAAGAUUUGCCUGAAAUUCCCGUCGAAACUGUCGAGAAAAUCAAUCGGAAAUCGACGAAAUUACAAAAGAGAUCGCCAGAAGAUGCUGUAAAAUUUGAUGGGUCUUUGGGGAAAUCCAUAAAUAUUGCUGAUUCUCCUGUGAAUUCGGAGAAAAAUGAGGGGAAUGAUAGUGGGUCUUCUGUGAAUUUUGUGAAAAAUGAGGAAGGGGAGUGGAGCGUGGCGGAUGAGGAGUUGCUGAAGAAGUUAAUGGUGAAGCAUCCGGUGGGGAAGCCGGGGCGAUGGGAGGCGAUAGCUGAGGGGUACAAGGGGAAACAUAAAGUGGAUAGUGUGAUAAAGAAGUCUAAAGAAAUGGGUGAGAGGAAAGUGAGCGAUGAGGAUUCUUAUAAGAAGUUUUUAAGAAAUCGGAAGCCAAUGGAUAAGCGAGUUUCUAAUGAGCAAAGUGUUGGAAUUGAAGCAACAAACAAUAAUGAGGGAGGGGGAGGAGAAAGUGAAUGGACUGACGGAGAUGAUUUAGCGUUGCUCAAUGCUUUGAAAGCUUUUCCAAAGGAUGUGGCAAUGAGAUGGGAGAAGAUUGCAGCCGCUGUGCCGGGAAAGACCAAAGCUUCAUGUAUGAAGAGGGUGUCGGACUUGAAGAGGGAUUUCCGAAGCUCUAAGGCUUCCUCUGGAGAGGCCUCUUAG
Molecule: messenger RNA, 972 nt
Organism: Fraxinus pennsylvanica
Lineage: Eukaryota; Viridiplantae; Streptophyta; Magnoliopsida; Lamiales; Oleaceae
Source: the annotation of a GenBank genome assembly